This is a messenger RNA of Capra hircus (goat), 3006 nucleotides long. It is a transcript of the gene EMX1, whose product is annotated as empty spiracles homeobox 1. The record is from RefSeq and is a predicted model, not a curated record. Gene Ontology annotation, biological process: regulation of DNA-templated transcription; neuron differentiation; central nervous system development. The transcript has 3 exons. The coding region runs from base 1752 to 2618 and encodes 288 amino acids. Gene Ontology annotation, molecular function: DNA-binding transcription factor activity, RNA polymerase II-specific; DNA binding. NCBI's taxonomy places the organism in Eukaryota, Metazoa, Chordata, Mammalia, Artiodactyla, Bovidae.
CCUCGCCGUCUCCUCCCCACCUCUCCCAAGGGGGCCGGAACGGCUUCGGCGCGCGGGGGCUUUUCGGACCAGUCGAGUGGAAAAUAGACUUUAACCCGCUUUGUGGCAACAAGGGCGCCCGGAGCGCUCUCCCCGGCCGAGACUGCGGGCGCUCAGGCAGGCCACUCUCAAGACCUGGCCUGGAGUCCUCGCAGAGCCUCGCGGCACGAGGACCUUCUGGCCGCCGGGCGCCGGGACGCACUGCCCGGAUCCGCGCACCCGGGCCGCGGCCAGGCCGCUCUGACUAAGCCGGGCAGCAGCGAGGAAGCAGAUCGGCUUCUCGCAGUGCACUGGCAGGGUGCGGGUCCCAGCCUCCCCAUCACCGCCUAGCGUCCUCUUGGGCCUGGAUACUGUUUUCCUGCGGCCUGGAAGGCCCUGGUGGAAAAGUUUGCUGAGUAUUUGUUCUCCUUCCCACUGCCCUCUCAUCCCCGACGAAUUAGUGCACGAAAUAGAAACUGGCUGGAGUAGAGUAGUCCGCUGCUCCGCGUUCGCGAGUGGUGAGGGUCGGAGGAGGCCAGGUGGCCGCUACGUUCCCGGGAUGGUCUAUGUGUCUUCUUGGAGGGUCUUAGGCGUUGGUUGUGGACUGUUCGGCCACCUCCAACGUAAGACAGUGUCUUCAAGGCCCCGGCCUGUCCUGGACCGCCUGCACCUGAGCUCCGCAAUCAGAGAAGAGGAGGAAAGCAGAUGGCCCUGCGGGCCGGUCGCGAUGCCCGUAGCUGGGCCAAGGACCUGCUUCCAAGCCCGGAGAACUGCAGCUUGAGACGUCUGGGUGACCACUCCGCCAGCUCCUCCAGCGCUUUUCCUGGCCUGGCCUCUUCUGAAAAUAACUGCGCGUCCGCUUUCCGAAGCUGUCCCCUUUACCACUCAGAAAACGAGAAACCUCAGGAACAAGCCCGCGGCUUCAGACUGCGUCCCAGGAGACGGACGGUGGGCGAUCCCGAGGGUCCUAGCGGCCAGAGGAGCAAGUUCUCAGAAGAAUCUAUUCGUUGAACCCCAAACACCCACACUGCACUCGAAUUCAAGUUAUCUGGGAACUGAAACGACAUCCCGGGACGAACUGGAGAGGGUUCAACUGAUUUACACACUGGGGAGCGGGGCUGGAGACUCUCCCAAGCCCCAGACCCCUCGCACACCUCCUUCUGCUCCCGCCUGGGUGGAGACGCUUGCGGCUGCCGCCAGACUCAGCUAAAGGGCAGAGCUGCGAGAAGACGCGAGAGCAGGAGGAGGCCUAGCUCGCCCCGCACGAGCUCCAGUCCGGCUUUUGCCUCCGACUGCUGGCUCCUUCCCCUUCCCGCGGUCCCUCGCCCCGCCCCGCCCCGCCCCCCACCUUGGGGCAGGUGAGCGGCGGCCAAUGGGCGAGCGCGGGGCAGGUGCCCGCUAACUCUCGCCUAGCAGCGCGGUGGCCGAGGCCGGGCAGGACACUGCUGGGAGGACCGGGGGCAGGGGUCGGUCCCGGCUGGACUCGGAAGGGAAGGGGCCGGGCUCAGUCCCCAGGCGGUCGAGGCAGCUCGCAGCUUCGUUCGGAGCCCGCGCCGGUGCCGGCGCCGGGAGCUGCCCGCUUGGGCGCAGAGGCCGGCGCGCCUAGCCUCGCGCCGUGGCCCGACUCCGCGUUCGCCGGCUCGCACGCCCCUCGCCGCUCCGCGCCUGGCUUGUGGGCAGGGGCUGAGCGCGGGCGGGCGGGCGGGGGAGGUGAAGGGUGCUGGUGUGUGUGCAUGUGCCUGGCUGGGUGCACACCCCGCACGGCGGCGGCGCCAGGACGCGGAGCGCUCCCCAGAGCCCGGGUGCCUCGCUCGGCUCUGGCGGCCGCGACCAUGUUCCAGCCCACAGCCAAGCGCGGCUUUACCAUCGAGUCUUUGGUGGCCAAGGACGGCGGCACUGGAGGGGGCACUGGCGGCGGGGGCGCAGGCUCCCAUCCCCUGGCGGCGGCCGCCUCGGAGGAGCCGCUCCGGCCCACGGCGCUCAAUUAUCCUCACCCCAGCACAGCCGAAGCGGCCUUCGUGAGCGGCUUCCCCGCCGCCGCGGGCGCCGGCCGCUCGCUCUACGGCGGUCCCGAGCUCGUAUUCCCCGAGGCCAUGAACCACCACGCGCUGACCGUGCACCCGGCGCACCAGCUGGGCGCCUCCCCGCUGCAGCCCCCGCACUCCUUCUUCGGCGCCCAGCACCGGGACCCUCUGCACUUCUAUCCCUGGGUGCUGCGGAACCGCUUCUUCGGCCACCGUUUUCAGGCGAGCGACGUGCCCCAGGACGGGCUGCUUCUGCACGGCCCCUUCGCGCGCAAGCCCAAGCGGAUCCGCACGGCCUUCUCGCCCUCGCAGCUGCUGCGACUGGAGCGUGCCUUCGAGAAGAACCACUACGUGGUGGGCGCCGAGCGGAAGCAGCUGGCCGGCAGCCUCAGCCUCUCCGAGACGCAGGUGAAGGUGUGGUUCCAGAACCGGAGGACAAAGUACAAGCGGCAGAAGCUGGAGGAGGAAGGGCCCGAGUCGGAGCAGAAGAAGAAGGGCUCCCAUCACAUCAACCGGUGGCGCAUUGCCACGAAGCAGGCCAACGGGGAGGACAUCGACGUCACCUCCAAUGACUAGGGUGGGCAGCCGCGACCCCACCAGGGCAGAGUGCCACGCGCUGCUGGCCAGGCCCCCCCACCGGUGGGCCCAGCAGGACUCUGGCCACUCCUCGGCCGGGCUGCGUGGAGGCCUCAGGUCAUGGCCCCGGAGGGCUCGGCGCCUGGGGCCACCACCGACAGAGGGACAAGAUAUGGGCUGGCUGAGGCCCGGGACUGCUCGACCUUCUCCUUGGAGAGCCUGCCCACCUGGGCAGUGCAGCCUCCCAGCCACUCUCCAUUUCUCUUAUCUCCUUUUCGUUUUGACGCAUUUCUGUUUUAAUUUAUUUUGCAGGCACCCGCUGUAGUUCUUAGUGAUCCCCUUGUGUCUCCCUUCCCUAUGGGAACAAUAAAAGUCUCUCUCUUAAUGA